Messenger RNA from Diuraphis noxia (Russian wheat aphid), 846 nucleotides. RefSeq lists its product as uncharacterized. NCBI's taxonomy places the organism in Eukaryota, Metazoa, Arthropoda, Insecta, Hemiptera, Aphididae. The record is from RefSeq and is a predicted model, not a curated record.
AUGAUUGGGCGAAUGCCCCAGGCCCUAAAUUGYAGUGAUGCGGUUGUCGACAGCGUUACGAUAACGGACCAGAGGGUGCCGAGUGCUGUGCUGAAUGGUACCGAGUAUGUCGUAUUGGACUGCGUGUACAAGGUGAAACCGGAAGAGGCCGAGGGGCUGGUGAUCACAUGGUAUUUCAACAACAGCCCCAGCCCUGCAUACCAGUGGAUACAGGGCCAACCACCCCGGGCCAUCGGUCCGCUGAAAAAUCACAUCCGGUUGGGCUUCGCUGCGCCCACCGACGACGCGUUGGCCAAGUACCGCGCCCUGUAUAUCAUCCGGCCAACCAUCGAGCUGACUGGCAACUACAAGUGUGUCGUGUCCACAUACAACGACGAGGACUUUAUGAUUAAGAAGAUGAUCGUUUACGCGCCUGGCCGACAUAUGCACAUGAAACGCACCAAAGCCAACGACCAAGACAUGGUGAAUAUAUCUUGUACGAUUUCCAGAGUAUUUCCCAUGCCCAAGAUGCAAUUGUACAAGCUCGAAACAAAUGGAACGCAAAACAGAAACAGUUCUUUGCCUAUUGAGAUAUUGGAUUAUCAGAACGAUGGCGCAUUUGAUGUCACAGUAUCAACGUUGUUCUCCGAAUCCGAAUUACCAUCGCGAACAACAUUUUUUUGUGAACUCAUUAUACCGAGUACUCCAUACAGUAUCACAAAACGAUUUGUUUUUAAUCCUGAAGUGAUGGAUGUUGUGGAAGAAGACCUUGAAAGAUUGGGAGUACAGGAAUGGAGGGAAGUAGUUCAGUACCGUGAAAAAUGGAGAGAUAUUGUGAUGGCGGCAAAAACUCUUAGAGAGUACUAA